AUGGCGUCGUUGGACGAGGAAGGCGACAAUGCGAUCGGACAGAAGGUCAAGGAUAUGUACUACGAAAUCAUCAACGGAAAAGGAGGCAAAAGAUCAUACGAGGAGGAAGCAAACGAGGCCGAUGAGAAGAAGCACGUGAAGAAGCUUAAUAAGCGAAGAGCUAAGGAGCUGCGAAAGCAGCAGAAGAAACUGCAGGAUGAGAUGGCGAAGGCCGACUCGGACGAUGAUAUCCCAUUCUUCAUGCAGGACACCUUAUCAGCUUUGCAGUGA
Symbiodinium necroappetens is the source of this 270-nucleotide messenger RNA. NCBI's taxonomy places the organism in Eukaryota, Dinophyceae, Suessiales, Symbiodiniaceae. The record is from the annotation of a GenBank genome assembly.